Molecule: messenger RNA, 732 nt
Organism: Paramecium tetraurelia
Lineage: Eukaryota; Ciliophora; Oligohymenophorea; Peniculida; Parameciidae
Exons: 3
Source: RefSeq, a predicted model, not a curated record
AUGCAAAGAAGCUAAAACGAUGAUGAUAAACCUCUGAUUCCAUUAUCUUAAGCAACAGAAUAAAAGAGACAGGAGAAAUUGGCAUAUGAAAAGCAAAUGGCCAGAGUUACCUUGUUGAAAUAGACCCAAUAGAAAAACUUGCAUUUAGCUAAAUUAUACGAGAUGGCUGCAGACAAGAUUGAAAACGGAUUAUCAGUGAAGUAACAGUUACGAAAUCUGGCUGAGGAAGCGCGUUAAUUGAAGGAGGAGGAUAUGAAUAAAAGAAAACAUCAAAUCAAAUAGAUUAAGAGACAUGAAGAAGAGUUUAUUUUAAAACGAGUUGCUAAAUAGAAGAUUGGCGAUUCCAUGAAGUAAUCCUAAGUAAAGGAGUAUAAGAGUGCCAUCAAAUUGACAAUAUCAAGAACAAGAGAUUGUAUUCUUCAAGAGAAUUAAAAGAUUCGAGAGACUCUCUAUUAAGAAGAAAAGAGAAGGAAGGAAAGGAAGGAGGAAGCCAAAAAAUUAGAUGAAAUGAAAUCAUAACAAUUCUAUAAGGAAAGAGUUUCGUAUGAAAAAAUGAUUGAGGAGAUGUUAAAAAAAUCAAGAGAAAAGCUCUUUUAAGAUGAAUAGAUGUUGCAAGGUCGUUUAAAAGUAAGAAUUAGUGUAUACUGCUAUUAGGAAACUUAAAAUUUACUUAGUAAAUCUUAAAAGAAAUUCAUGAAACUUCAAUCACAAAGCGUGCACAGCAAACGUUGA